AUGCCUGAGGAAGCCGUCCCUGAGGCUGCCGAGAAGGAGGCCGCCGCCGAGCGAGACACCCGCAUCACCUUUCACAAUGCGGACCACCCUCGUCUCGCUCGCGGUCGCUCCAACGAGGCUCGCGGCCGCGGCGACGAGGGCUCUCGCUCUCGUUCCCGCCGCCGCUCGAUGAGCCGCGGCUCCAACAUGUCCCGCUCGGAACUUCCUGCCUCCCCCUACAGCGGCAUCCAGAUCGAGUACCGGACGCUGUCCAUCAACGUCGCCGAGUCGCGCGCCAUCGACACCGAGGAGUCGUCGACGGACCUCAAAGGAGGCGCGGCCGGCAUCAAAAAGGACAAGGCCGACGAGGACUACUUUGCCAACCUCAACUACCACGAGCUCUCGACGGACCAGAUUGCCCAGCAGCUCAACGUCUCCCGCGCCGAUGGCCUCUCGGACAGCAUGGUGGCCAACCGCCAGCAGCGCGACGGCCGCAAUACCCUCCCCAAGGCAAAGACCAACUACUGGAAGAAAGUCCUCGGCUACGUCUUUGGCGGCUUCUGCUCGGUGCUCUGGGUCGGCGUCGUCAUCUUCUUCGUCUGCUGGAAGCCGCUCAGCAACCCGCCGUCGCCCGUCAACCUCGCCCUCGCCAUCCUCGUCAUCAUCGUCAUCGCCCUCCAGGCCGGCUUCUCCGCCUUCCAGGACUGGUCGACGCAGCGCACCAUGAAGUCCAUCACCGACCUCCUCCCCUCCGAAGCCCUCGUCGUCCGCGACGGUCAGACGAUCAAGAUAUCCGCGACGGAGCUCGUCGCCGGCGACAUUGUCCACCUCCAGAUCGGCAACAAGGUCCCGGCUGACCUGCGCAUCCUGAGCCACUCGGGCGACAUUCGCUUCGACCGUUCCGUGCUCACUGGCGAGUCGGACGAGGUCGAGGGCGCCGUCGACAUGACGGAUCAGUCGUUCCUGGAGAGCAGAAACAUUGCGCUCAUGGGCACGCUGGUCGUCAACGGUAGCGGUGUUGGCAUUGUCGUCCUCACAGGUUCGCGCUCCGUCAUGGGCCGCAUCGCCAAGGCGACUGCUUCCACCGAGGAGCGUCCUACCCUGAUUCAGAGAGAAAUCUGGCGCUUCGUUCGCAUCAUUGUCUGCCUCACCAUCGUCCUGGCUCUUCUGAUUCUCUUCACCUGGGUCGGCUGGCUCCGUCGUGAUCACCCCGCAUACAUGAACGUUGUUGCCAUGCUCAACAAUGUCAUGGGCUGCGUCGUCGCCUUCAUCCCCGAGGGUAUGCCCGUCGGUGUUGCUCUGACCCUGAUGAUGGUUGCCCGCCGCAUGAAGGCCGUCAACGUCCUGCCCAAGGGUCUCUCCACCGUCGAGACUCUUGGCUGCGUCAACGUCAUCUGCUCCGACAAGACCGGCACCCUGACCCAAAACGAGAUGCACGUCAACUCGUCGGCCUUUGUCGACCAGCCCAUCCCCGUCACGGAGAUUCAGAGCAACGUGGACAGCGAGACCCCCGACGCCUGCAACCGCAGACUCAUGCAGGCUGCUCUUCUCUGCAACGAUGCCACCUUUGACCCUUCCACCGCCGCCCUUCCCGUUGCCGCCCGCCAGGUCCAGGGCAAUGCCACCGACGCUGCCGUUCUCAAGUUUGCUGCCGCCACCCGGCAGAGCGAGGAGGAGGCGGCCAAGAUGCCCCGUGUUUUCCAGAUCCCCUUCAACUCCAAGAACAAGUACAUGCUUACUGUUCACUCCAACGACGACGAAAAGGAAUCCAAGCAGUACCGCGUCUUUGUCAAGGGCGCUCCCGAUGUGCUUCUCCCCGCCUGCACCUCCUACUGGUCACGCAAGGCCAACGCCGUCGUCGAGCUCGAUGCCGCUGCCAAGGUGGCCUUUAAGGAAUACCAGGACGGACUGUCGAGAAACGCCGAGCGUGUCAUCGUUCUCUGCGAAAAGACGGUCACGCCUGUCAACGCCAUCAACACAAACGCCUUUAGCGACGAGAUUGCCGCCGGCGCCAUGAGCAACCUCACCGUGAUUGGCAUCCUCGGCAUCAUCGACCCUCCCCGUCCCGAGACGGCCGAUACCGUCCGCGAAUGCCGCCGCGCCGGCGCCCGCUUCUUCAUGGUGACUGGCGACUACGGCCUAACCGCGGCUGCCAUUGCCCGCAACACUGGCAUCUUCACCAGCGAGCGCGACCCCGACACGAUUGAGAGAAUCCACUCCAAGCUCGGCCUCUCCUCGCAGGAGCUUCGCACCGCUCGUGAGAAUGGCGAGAUCCGCAGCCUGCUCCUCGAGGGCCACUCUCUCACUGGCCUGUCCAACGAUGACUGGGAGAUUAUCUGCGAGUACGGCGAAAUUGUCUUUGCUCGUACGACUCCUGAGCAGAAGCUUCGCAUUGUUGAAGAGUUCCGCAAGCGUGACAAUGUCGUCGCCGUUACUGGUGAUGGUGUCAACGACGCUCCCGCCCUUCGCGCCGCCGACGUUGGCGUCGCCGUUGUGACUGGCAGCGACGUCGCUAUCGAAGCGGCCGACCUGGUUUUGCUCGACAAGUUCGACUCCAUCAUCGAGGCCAUCCGCCUUGGUCGUCUUGUGUUCCAGAACUUGCAGAAAGUUAUUGCCUAUCUCCUGCCCGCCGGUAGUUGGUCCGAGAUCUGGCCGGUUCUUCUGAAUGUGUUCUUUGGUGUUCCUCUGCCUCUGAGCUCCUUCCUGAUGAUUAUAAUCUGCGUCUUUACCGAUCUGUUCCUGUCGCUGUCUCUCAUUAUGGAAAAGGAGGAAUUUGACCUGUUGUCACUGCCUCCUCGCAACCACAAGCGCGACCACCUCAUCACCAUCAGAAUUUACAUCCAGGCCUACCUGUUUACUGGUUUCAUGGAGACCACCAUUGCUCAUUCCAUGUUCUUCCUCUACUACUGGAAGCAGGCGCGCAUUCCCAUCCGCGAAAUGUUUUUCCUGUUUGAGGGCUACUCGGAAGGCUUCCAUGGGUAUUCGCAGGAGGAGCUCACACACCUCAAUGCUGUCGGUCAGAGCAUCUACUUUGUUACGCUGGUCAUCCUUCAAUGGGGCAACGUUCUCUCGGUGCGCAACCGUCGCCUCAGCAUCUUCCAGGCCGAUCCCUUCACCGCCAAGCGUCGCAAUCCCUGGCUGAUUGUCAGCAUCCUCAUUUCUUUGGCCAUUGCCAUCUUUGUCACCGAGGUGCCCGGCAUCCAGAAUCUGUUUGGUACGGCUUCGGUGCCCAUCGAGUUUUGGCUGAUUCCUCUACCUCUGGCGCUGAGCAUCCUGGCUAUGGAUGAGGUUCGCAAGCUGGUUGUCCGCGUCUUCCCCAACGGACCCAUUGCAAAGAUUGCAUGGUAG
Akanthomyces muscarius is the source of this 3327-nucleotide messenger RNA. RefSeq lists its product as uncharacterized. The record is from RefSeq and is a predicted model, not a curated record. Gene Ontology annotation, molecular function: P-type sodium:potassium-exchanging transporter activity; ATP hydrolysis activity; ATP binding. NCBI's taxonomy places the organism in Eukaryota, Fungi, Ascomycota, Sordariomycetes, Hypocreales, Cordycipitaceae. Gene Ontology annotation, biological process: potassium ion import across plasma membrane; intracellular sodium ion homeostasis; proton transmembrane transport. The transcript has a single exon. Gene Ontology annotation, cellular component: membrane. Bases 1 to 3327 code for a protein of 1108 amino acids.